AUUCCGGACGUGAUGGAUCAGACCCUGGCAUUCGACAGGCUGGAAGAGGAGAUUGAAGAGGCCGUGGUGGAAGAGGAGGCUAAGGAGACGAUUCUUCUUGCUUUCCAAAAUGCGCAACAAGAAUCAUUGCCCACACUAGAUUUCAGCGAUCUACCGCAACCGCCACAGCAAGACAACUUAGCGCUAGAAGAGAGCGGAGAGGACAGCUCCGUGGCAGGCGUCGUUGAAGGGACGAGCGGGCAAGGCGCCAGCGGUGAAGAGUCGGCUACUGCUCUAGGCCUAGAGCCUCUCGCCGCGUUGGAAGCGUCGGGCAAUCAAGUCGCACAGGCGCCUUCGGCAGCAGCAGAUGUAGUCAAGGGGAAUGAGAGCCCUAUCUCGCAGGAUGACGCAAAGUGUGCGGCAGCCGAUGUGCCAGUCUUGACAACGGCAGACGAGACGCUGGCUUUCGAUGUAGCCGAACGCCUAUUGGCAGAAGCGGCGCCCUCUGUAGACGACUCCACCAGAGAGCUCGUUGGAGUUGGGCUUUCAGAAGACGCGGAACAGCAGGAAGAGGCACAUGACGGAGUCGAAGCAGCUUUGGGCGCAGAGAACAAUCGCGAGGAGCCUGAACUGCCAACGGCUGACCAAGAGCAACUUCGAGGCGAAGUCCCGGAAACACAAAGAUCGUCAAGCCCAACCGCCAUGUUGGCCGUAGCUGCCUCUCCAGCUCCGGCUACGCCAACACUCAAUGCCCACGACACGUCGUCUGCGUCGUUUAUGAUGGACUCACCGGGCGUGGGUUUGAGUUUCCGAAGACGGUAUGAUGAGAAUGUGCUCGCAUCAGCCGCGAAGCGUGCUCAGCAGAGCUUUGCACUGGGUGCCCACUACGGACAAAGCCCAGCCAACGACUCUCUUAAGUCCCUGAGGGCAUCGCCUAUGCCGCUUUCACUGUCGGGCACCCCACUCGGAGAGCGGAACUCUAACAUCUCUCACACCCGUAGAGAUAUUGAGCUUAGCCCUUUCGUCAAGGAAGGUGGGAAUGUAGAGCUCAACCUUCCACAAUUCUCUGCAGGGCUUGAAUCGCCAUCUCGGGCAACGGAGGAGGUUGAUCACCAAAUCUCUCCUCACAUGCGGCGCAUGAUGGACAUUCGUGACGCAAUGCUUAUUGCUUCGCCGACCAAGUCGCCCCGCAAACCUCCCAUGCGAGUCACAGUACCGAGUCCACAGAAGGCUGAGCCGACCUCGAGCACCAUUGCUCCCCUGGGCUCGCCAGUGCGUAAGCCCGACGAUUCUCUUGAAACGUCGGAGCCUAGCAAGCUUGAGCACAAGGCUGCAGAAACCAGCGUACAGAGUGCUUCGACCUCUGAUGUAGCCCAAGGGUUCAAGAAACCGGGCUUGUCUAAAGCGGAGAAGGACGCGAGCCAACCUCCUUCCGUGUCCGCCAAGACGACUUCGUCAGCCACUUCAGCCUCCCGACUACCAAAGCUGGCUAGUGGCAACAGUCGCAUUGCCAAGCCCACCUCUGUAGGCAGCAUCAGAGCUCCGACGUCCAUUCCGACUGCUCGAGCACAAUCGGCUCAGUCUUCAGGCGCUACGUCUAGCCAGCUCGCUCGCCCGAGCGUGCCGAGCCAUGCAUCUGCUCAAAUGAGUUCAAGCAAUCCGUUCCAGAAGAAGGCUGCUGCCAAAUCUGCUGCUCCCGCGAAUCCCUUGUCCCGGCCUCCAUCAGCUGCAGAUUCGAUCGGCUCGUCCAACGGUUCUUUGAAUGGACCCAGCAAAGAGAGGACCCUCAAAGACCCCCGCGUGGCUCCGAUCAGUGCGGCUCCUACAGCUUCGGCAGCUUCGAGCAGUGGUCCGUCUCCGGUCAAGCGCACGCAGCCUAUCAGUGCGCUGAGGAAAAUGCAAGGGACGAGUCAACUGUCGUCCUUCACCCACAAGACUGCUGACUGGCUGAAGGGAAGCACGGCCGACGCUAGUGCACAGUGGUCAAUUGGAAAGAGCACGUUGCCUUCCCCGGCUCUGGCUCGGGGUACGGUCGCCUCGACUGUGGUACCGGAACCGGAAGGCGAAGCCGGUCCUGCGGCCCCUCCUUCGCCGGUCAAGGCGAGUGUUAUGACAGCCGGCAGUGGCAGGGCCAGGCGAGUGCUUGCUGGAUCCAAAGAGGCUACACAUGCACCUCUUGAAGCCAAGGCUGCCCCAAUUGUCAGGCCGAGGGUGCUCAUGAGCAGUACUUCGUCUGCAAGGACGGACUCGGACCUCGAAGGAGGUGCUCGCUCCGACGCCGCUCUGAGCUCAUCCCCUGAUAAGACGGCGCGAGUGCUUGGCGAUAGCAUACCUCCCGUCACGGAGCGACCGAUGAUGGCGACAUAUCGUAAGCCUUCGUCGUCAAGUCAUGGCGCCAAGAGCUUGCGCGUUGCAUCGGGUAGCAGCAGAAAAGCUAGCAGGACAGGCGAAGCUGCACCCUCUUCGUCUUCAGCAGCUCCCCUCCCACCAUCUGAAAUCCUCUCCGAUACUGUGCCCUCUCCUGCCCUCGAUACCUCGAGCGCAAAAGAGGAUGCAGCUGUUGUGGUCAAGGAGAAGGACAUCGGGCAUCGUAGCAUCUCCAAUCCGCUUGUAGCGGCUCCGGUCCGCACGACCGCUACCAACCGCAGUGCGAGCAAUCCGCCUGCUGUGGGGACCGCUCCACCUGCCUGCGCUUCUCGAGCCAAGGUCAAUGACGUGGUACCCUCUGUACCCAUCUCCUCUGCGGCCCUGGCGACUCUCACGACGCGCAAUUCUCGCCGCAACGAAAUCCACCUCGCCAAGCUAUCGGUCGUGACCAUUCGCAUUGAAGGUGCUCGUCCACCUUCCCCCUCGAGUAAGAUCAGGAAGAGUAGUCUUGCCGAAGGAGCUCCACCUAUGGAGAAGGGCCGAGCGGACGAGGCUCGUGCUGUUCGGGCUCGGAAGCGUGCGAGAGAGUCACAGGAGUCGAGGAUGAGUGAGAGUUCAGAGGCAGAGCGACGUGAUGCAGAGAGGGGAGGAGUGGGCGUUUGGAGGGAUCCUGACUUCCGAGGUUGGGAGACUGAGAUGGCUCAUCAUCGUCUCGGUGCUGGUGAAGAAGAGACGUACAGCACGCCGUUGCGCGUCAAGAAGCGUAUGGUCGGUAAAGGAGUGCGCUGGAGGAAGAACCUCUUUGCUGGUCCUGCUUCCAGCGCAGCAUCUUCGGCCUCCGCCUCUGCACCUUGGAAGAGCAACCUGGUCGCAAAGGACUAUCAGCUGGACAGACACGGCAAUGCAAGAAGCGGUGAUGCACCUCCUUCCCCAUCUUGGAAGCGUGUAAAGGUGACGGUGCGGAAGAUUGUCUACGAUGAUGAUGAAGAGGAGGAGGAUUGUGGAGGCGAGACUUCCUCUGCGGUUGUGGAUCGCUGGGGCGGUACAGAGAGAGAGGGGGCGGCCUCUGAUGGCGAGUAUGGCAGUCAAUUGUGAGCGGCACUUUGUUUCUGGAUCUAUGAUACCAUGUUUCUUCUUCUGCAUUUGCAAUAGCACCAUCCGAUUGAAAGAACUCUCCAAAGUCGUGGCUGCACUCCCCAGACUACAUGAGCUUGGCUGAAGGCUGAACGUCGGUCAAGACGGAAUGUCGCCGGCUUUGAAUUGACAUGGAGCUAGGCUAUUCUCUAUAUUUGUCCCCGAAGGAUCGACAAUGAGCCGCUCAAUGUAUCCUGCGGCGAAGUUCCUUCGUUUGAAAGACCAAUGUCACCGCAAGCCUUACCAGUUCUGCGCGUGAAGCUUAUUGUAGGCACCUCUGAAAGCGGUUGGAAGUAGGGUGGCUGCGACCUCGGUCAUGUGAUCGUGGUAUUGCGAUCUCUGUCCGUCGAUGUAUCGUGGAGCCAUCUUGUGAUGCUGCUGCUGCGACACCUUUCUCGAUCUCUCGCCCGAGUGACGCUGGGAAUCGCUUGAUUGUGC
Microstroma glucosiphilum is the source of this 3918-nucleotide messenger RNA. RefSeq lists its product as hypothetical. The record is from RefSeq and is a predicted model, not a curated record. NCBI's taxonomy places the organism in Eukaryota, Fungi, Basidiomycota, Exobasidiomycetes, Microstromatales, Microstromataceae. Bases 13 to 3441 code for a protein of 1142 amino acids. The transcript has a single exon.